Molecule: messenger RNA, 1305 nt
Organism: Aspergillus fischeri NRRL 181
Lineage: Eukaryota; Fungi; Ascomycota; Eurotiomycetes; Eurotiales; Aspergillaceae
Exons: 1
Coding region: 1-1305 (434 amino acids)
Source: RefSeq, a predicted model, not a curated record
AUGAAAUCAACGAUUGCAAAGGUUCCCAAUGGGCAUGGGAGCCUCUACAAGGAGGUUCGCUUUUCGCCAACGGCAACCCCCAUCCGCCGUGCACAGUCGGUCUCGACCAGUAACCCCUCCUCCAAGUUCGAUCACGGGCGGGUGCUUGGCAAAGCUGAAAGCGAUCGGUUCUCUUACUCGGCUUUGAGUGCCGAUUAUCUGGAGCAGGCCCGAACGCUUCUCCAUCGCCAAACGGCGAGCUUCGAGAAUGAACGGGCACUUUUCGCAGAGGAACGGCAAUUGUGGGAGAAGGAGAGGGAGCUACUAAAACUAAGAAUAUCAGAACUAGAAGCCUUAUUGAAGAGGAAGAGUACCCCAAACAAUGACCAUACGGCUCCUGACACCCUUGUCAAAUUCUCUUUGCAUCCCUUCGGUGGUCCGGUGUCCCCUGAUCUAUCUAAUGAGCGCCACCGCAAUCACGCUUAUAUAAGUGCUCAGGUGUGGGAGGGGCCCAGCCCUACGACUCGGCCGACAAGGGUUUUUCACGGUGUGGAGAAGACCGAUGGUCAGAACCACCUCGCGUCGAUCACUGAGCAAGGAGCGCAUAUGCCACUCACUGCGCCGUCCUUAGAUGCGGCCUUAUCCCCCAAGGCUCGUGCAGCCGAACCCUCCUCGUGUAUGAGUAGACCCGUCCCAAUCGAGAAGCUUGACAGCAAGCUAGAUGGCAUUACUCUCAAAUCUUCAGCGCUACCGCCCGAUGUCGUCGCCCGCGUGAUGACACCACCAUCCCCUUCGCCAAUGGAUGUAUCUCCAGAGUCGUCCGAUCGUUCGAAAUCGUCUUCGGAACGUAAGAACAGUCUGAAGCUGAAACUGUCCGAGCUUGGGCCACCCGACGUGAAUCUAGUUAGGGAUGCUGGGCACACUCCCAUGGUGCUCAUCGAUGCCGAUGCGGACACAGAGCAGGCCUCGGUUAACGGUGACGUGAUCCCCCAAGUCCAGGGCAAGGAAGAGGAGCCCUUUGCUCCUAGGGCGACGAGGGUUGGACAGCCUGCGGAAAACUCCGACUCCUACUUUCCGGACUUACCUGAUGAUCCGGCCCUCAAGGGGCCGUUAUCCCUGCUGAAUGAAGAGGACCAUGACAGCGAGUUCCUACAGGAGCUGGAUCUGAAACUCCUCGAUCAGGCCAGACGAGCCAUUGGUCGCUCCUCUGAUGCCGAUCCGGACGACGAGAAGGUAGCAGAUGCAGACCAUACUGAGUCCGUUCCUGAAUUGAAAUUCAAGAACACGACCAAUUUUGGCACUGCGUUCGGGGUCUCGGACUUUUGA